GGCAUCUGCGCGUGCUUACGCUGUCCACGGCACUUUUCUUUUUCUAUUACGGGCACUUUGGCACCCGCUCCUGAACUUUGGCACUACGCAAUAAGCUGCUUUUCUCCCACCACCUGAGGUUGUAAGGUACAAGGACGAGAGAGCUGGGCUGACAAACAACGAGGAAAAUGCGCAAAUGAAGCAGAGAAGCGGCCGUCGGCAGCAGCAGUCGGUUCCUUUUGCAGAGGUCAAGAGGGAUUUCAUGACAUGGAUCUGGAUAUUUUCAGGAUGGCACGCUCCCUCAACCAAUGGCUCUGGCGGCAUGAAUUCUGGCUCCCUCCUGGAAUCACCUGGGAGGACAUGAAGGAGUCUGAAGAUAUCCAUUACCCUCAGCCUCAUGAUCUCCUGCUCAGCAUCCCGUUCGCCUUAAUCUUGAUUGUCAUUCGGUAUUUCUUUGAAAGAACCAUAGCCCUGCCCCUCAGUGGCAAACUGGGUGUGCGGGACAAGCUGAGACCAAAAGCUCAGCCCAACCCCGUGCUGGAAACAUUCUACACUACGCACUGCAAGAACCCAAAAGAGGGUGAGCUGAUCAAUUUAGCCAAACAAUGCAACCUGCCAGUCAGAAAAGUGGAGAGGUGGUUUCGGCGCCGGAGGAACACAGACCGACCGAGCUUAUCGAAAAAAUUCUGUGAGGCCUGCUGGAGGUUUAUAUUUUACAUCAUUUCUUUCUUCACUGGACUUGCUGUUCUGUAUGAUAAGCCUUGGCUUUGGGACCAUAGAGAGUGCUGGACAGGAUAUCCACAACAGCCUCUCCAGCCAUCUCUAUUCUGGUACUACUUGUUGGAGCUCUCCUUCUACUGCUCGCUUGUCUUCACCCUGCCCUUUGAUGUGAAGAGGAAGGACUUCAAGGAGCAGAUAGUCCAUCACGCUGCAACCAUCUUCCUCAUCAGUUUCUCGUACUGUGCCAAUUACAUCCGCAUUGGGACACUGGUGAUGGUGAUUCACGAUGCGUCCGAUUGCUUCCUAGAGCCAACUAAGAUACUCAAUUAUAUGAAAUGGAAAAAAACUUGUAACUGCCUCUUCAUGAUCUUCUCAGCUGUUUUCCUCAUCAGCCGUCUGGUCAUCUACCCCUACACAGUACUCUAUAACACCUACUAUUACUCCAUGGAGAUAUUCCAGCCCUUCUUYGGAUACUACUUUGUGAAUGUUCUUCUGAUGACUCUGCAGCUGCUCCAUGUCUUCUGGUCCUGCCUAAUUAUUCACAUGGUCUACAAGUUCAUGCUCCAGGGCACGAUGGAGAAGGAUAUGAGAAGUGACACAGAUGAAAGUGACAAGGAUGAAGAAACAGAAAAGGUUCAAGAAAAGGAGAAGAACGGGAUCACGCAUUUCAACAACAUCACAAGCAAGAAUUGUAUCCAGAGAAAUGGAUCCCAGCAGCAGAACAGGAGAACUCAUCUCACCAAUGGCCAUGCCAAGGACAGAUAGCUACCGUUCAGCUGAAUCCAGUCAAUCGUCCUUAGAAACAGUUUUGCUCAUUGUGUAGAUAAAAAGGAAUGCAACUGUAGUAUCAUAGCUGAACUCCUGCUUCCUGUAAACAGAAGUGUAUGUGGGUACCGAUAUUUGAAGGAUAUUUUUGGUCUUUCUCCAAUAAAAGUUUUCUAUGGGUUUUAGCCUUGAAGCAGAUAGAAAGGGAUCAAAGUGAUUGGACCUGUAUUAGACAGUACCAUAGUUGUUGUUAAAUACGUUAAUCUUGAAAAUUACUCAGAAUAGUGGACAAACUCUGGCAAUUUCAAGUCUUAACUGCCUAAUGUUGUUUGGAAGGAAUUUAUUUAGCCCUGACCAACCUUUGGUGGUCCUGGUCUACUGCCACUAAUGAUUAUGGCUUGCAAGUAAGUGUGAGAAUCUAAAUGUUAAUAGCGGGACACCUCUUUUGCAAAGACUAGUGACCCGCCCAUUCUUUAAAGAACUAAAAAUGAGCAAAGUGGGGUAAAAGCUUUGGAAAGAGGUAGGAAAACACAUUUUCUUCUCAAAUGAAAUGCUGCUCUGUACCAUAUGAUCAGUUUUGAAAUGAUUUGGUUUUUAGUCCCUUCUGACAUCAGCCUUCUUCCUGCAAAAGUAGGAGCUCCAAAGCUCAGAYUGCAGAUAGUUCCCACUUAGAUCACAGUCCAAAGAGCUGGAAAAUCCAGAGAGUUGUGUCUCAACUGUCAGAUGAUCCGAAUGGAAGGGACAAGAAACCAGAUAUUCUAGUAGAAAACAUAGAUCAACUGUUCAUGUUUUCACCUGCUGUGAUGGGAGCAGUGGGAGAUCUCUAAUGAGUCAGCUUGUGGUUAGAAAGGAAUGGUUUCACCCCGCCCUCAGAGGAGAAAGGAUCCAGAGACCACUAGAGCUGCUGAACCUUAUGCUUUAACUUAGUCUUCUGACUCUAGGGCCUUUGCCUAGACUUGUCAAGAACAGGAAGAUUAAAGUGGUAGUCCAUGAAAGUCAUGAUGCAGCUCCUUUGGUGAUGAAAGGAUUCACCUCCUUUGAACAUACUGAAUGUAUCUUAAAUCCUGUGUAGCCUUGAGGCUGGAUCGUGUAACCCCUUGGAAGAGUUAAAUUAGUAUGACUUGAGUUGCUGUCUUAGAAACUAAACUAUAAACCCAAGGUAUUAAUGGGGUCACGGCCAUGUAGACACUUCCCGAUAUGUGCCCAGUAAGGGCCAGUGAUGACAGAGGAACAUGGACCAAGGAAAUACCCGAUUCAAUGAGGUGGGCACUUUCUUAAAAUUAAGAAGCAAAUGCCAGUCCGAAAGGACAAAAGGCAGCCAAGGGCUUCUCAGCAGUUCGCUGAGGUCACCUGAAUUGUGACCAGGAGAGAUGUUUGAUCCGAGUCUGUCUGUGCUCAUCUGAGGUUUCAGUCAAAAAGCACUGGGCGUUUUCAGAGGAAAAAG
Messenger RNA from Nothoprocta perdicaria, 2908 nucleotides. RefSeq names its product ceramide synthase 4 (gene CERS4). Gene Ontology annotation, cellular component: membrane. The record is from RefSeq and is a predicted model, not a curated record. Bases 247 to 1464 code for a protein of 405 amino acids. NCBI's taxonomy places the organism in Eukaryota, Metazoa, Chordata, Aves, Tinamiformes, Tinamidae. Gene Ontology annotation, biological process: ceramide biosynthetic process. The transcript is spliced from 12 exons. Gene Ontology annotation, molecular function: sphingosine N-acyltransferase activity; DNA binding.